ACACUGUGCAUCAAUGCUGUAUCUUAUACACAAGAAGUUAUCUCAUUAUAUUGAUUUGUUUUGUACUGUGCUACCCAAAUAAACUAUAGCACAAGCACAUAAACAACAUGUAAUCACUUCUGUUUUUGCAACCCUCAAUUAAAUACUCAUUGAUCAAGUUUUCCCCCCUGGUCCCCUGUUAGACUCAGCUCACGGAAAUAUUUUCAUUUGUUCAAAGAGUCUAAAUUAGUUUUGCCGCUGCUUCUGUUUGAAUAACGGUGCUCUGAGCUCGGCGACUCAUGAUUAGGGAAUGGAUUUCUGACCCCCCCCCCGAUUACCCGCUCCCCUCACUCUCUCCCCUGCUCUGUGUGUUUCAGAGUCCUGGCCUGUAUGAGGGAAGGCGGCUGGAAUGGGGAAUGGUGUUCAAGAAAGCCAAGGGGCAUUAACGCAGGGGGAGCUCCAACCAGUCACCAGCAACAGCAGCCAGGCUGAGGGGUCCAAGGUGGGUAGGAACGUGCUCAACACCCUGCUGUCCGGAGCCUUAGCCGGGGCCAUGGCCAAGACUGCGGUGGCGCCACUGGACCGGACCAAAAUCAUCUUCCAAGUGUCUUCAAACAGAUUUUCAGCCAAGGCAGCCUACCAUCUUAUUUACCGCACCUACCUCUCUGAUGGCUUCCUCAGCCUGUGGAGGGGGAAUUCAGCCACCAUGGUGCGAGUCAUCCCCUACGCUGGCAUCCAGUUCUGCUCACAUGAGCAGUACAAGAGGCUGCUGGGAGAGUACUGCGGCUUCCAGGGAAAGGCCCUGCCCCCCGUGCCCCGCUUCCUGGCCGGAUCGCUGGCGGGCACGACGGCUGCCAUGCUGACGUACCCCCUGGACAUGGUGCGAGCGCGCAUGGCCGUCACCCCCAAAGAGAUGUACAGUAAUAUUCUCCAUGUGUUCGGGCGGAUCUCACGCGAGGAGGGGCUGCAGACUCUGUACCGCGGCUUCACUCCCACCAUCCUCGGAGUCAUCCCCUACGCAGGACUCAGCUUCUUCACCUACGAGACCCUCAAGAAAGUCCACGCAGAUCACAGCGGCCGGCCGCACCCCUACCCGGUUGAGCGGCUGGCGUUCGGGGCGUGCGCGGGGCUCCUGGGGCAGUCGGCCUCAUACCCGUUGGACGUGGUGCGCCGGCGCAUGCAGACGGCGGGCGUGACGGGCCACACAUACGGCUCCAUCGUGGGCACUAUGCGGCUGAUCGUGAGGGAGGAGGGGCUGGCGCGUGGGCUCUAUAAGGGCCUGAGCAUGAACUGGGUGAAGGGGCCCAUCGCCGUAGGCAUCAGCUUCAUGACCUUCGACCUCAUGCAGAUCCUCUGGCGCCAGCUGCAGCAGCGCGGCUUCAUCCAGGGGUAACGCGGAGCGGGCAGCCCGAGCGCACACAACGCCUUCCUGCACAGGUAUCGCCAAGAGACCCUGGGGUGUGCGCAGUCAGGAGGGUCGACCAGAAAUGAAUGCAGUUUUCUUGGUUCACCCCUGUAUCACAUGUAUCACCCACCCUCCCGCCAUCCCAUGCUUUUAAUUCUCAGUCUGAUUCCCGGAGUGUUGCCCUGUUGGGUUUGUCUUUCUCUCUCUCUGGGUCUUUAGUGGACCUGGCACUGACCUGGGCAGUCCGGGUGUAACCCAGUUGGCAGUCGGAGCGUUUUUUUUUUUUCAAGCGAGUCUUCUGGAGCACGCUGUGGUAGUAAACGGCUAGGUAGGGACACGAGAUUUUGCAAGAAUGUUCUUUGACCCCCCUGCUCCUGCUGCCCAUCGUGCGUGUGAAGCAGAGUCCUGACUGCUGAUUAUCAGCAGCCCCUUCUCGGACACAUCGGGGCUUUGAGCAGACUGGAGACUGCAGCCACACCUCCUUGUUGAUUUGCUCCAUUGCCCAAAUCCCCAGCAAUGCAGGAGCUCCGCGGUAGUGUGGAGUCCGGAUACUGUCUAAAUGCCCUUCUAUGUGAUGCUUUGUUUAUAAUUACACUAUGUGUGUAACCGAAGCAUAAAGCACAAAUUGCCGAAGUCAGAUUCUUUAGAGAAGAGGUUGGAAAAAUGUUAUGUGUCAGCUGCAGUAUGUUAGAUGCGGUUUUGUAAGCUUAUAACUUAAUAUAGUAACUAACAGAAGCAGCUCCAGCCAGUGUUAUUGCAAACUAUUGCAAUAACUGCAGCACAGCAUUCAGUAUUAAACAGCUCUAGCAGGGUUUGGUAUUACUAACAAUAUUAGCGCUUGUAUCAAACCUUUUGCUCCAGGUUGCAUCUUGUCCUUUUUUAAAGGCCGAUAAAUAUAAAUAAGUGUUGCUAGUGGGGCUGUAAAGCACCAGGGGGAGGGUGCUGCACAGCGAUCAAUCUGAUCAGUUGCUGACAGAUUGCAGUACACUACAAGUGAAACCUGACUUAAGCAGUUGUUGCUUGAGAUCGUCUGUGUGUGGUGCUCUGCUAGGUGCGUUGCACGAGGCUGGUAACUGUGCAAAGCGGCUGGAGGCAGGUUUCUGGAAUACAGACUGUGAUUGUGGUUGGUGGCAGCGGUAGGAUCCGCUCUGCCUGAGUAACUAUGCAGAGUGCACACCUGCAAAACAGGUGCAGCUUCAGUAAGAACUUACACAAAGUGAAUAUUGCAGCGUUAACUUUUUCGUUCUUGGUAUGUCUCACUUGGGGAUCAUUUCAGCGUCACCGUUGAGGCUGUGUGUGUUUUAAGUUGA
This is a messenger RNA of Polyodon spathula (Mississippi paddlefish), 2694 nucleotides long. Its product is annotated as mitochondrial coenzyme A transporter SLC25A42-like. The record is from RefSeq and is a predicted model, not a curated record. Gene Ontology annotation, cellular component: mitochondrial inner membrane. NCBI's taxonomy places the organism in Eukaryota, Metazoa, Chordata, Actinopteri, Acipenseriformes, Polyodontidae. The transcript is spliced from 7 exons. The coding region runs from base 389 to 1372 and encodes 327 amino acids. Gene Ontology annotation, biological process: transmembrane transport.